Beta vulgaris subsp. vulgaris (sugar beet) is the source of this 1294-nucleotide messenger RNA. Its product is annotated as protein YIP4b. Gene Ontology annotation, biological process: endoplasmic reticulum to Golgi vesicle-mediated transport. The transcript is spliced from 3 exons. NCBI's taxonomy places the organism in Eukaryota, Viridiplantae, Streptophyta, Magnoliopsida, Caryophyllales, Amaranthaceae. Gene Ontology annotation, cellular component: membrane; trans-Golgi network. The coding region runs from base 186 to 1031 and encodes 281 amino acids. The record is from RefSeq and is a predicted model, not a curated record.
GAGUAGGACAGUUGAAGCGGAGGAGUAAAAACUAAAAAGAAAAAACUCUCCCAAAAUAAAGACACAAACACUCCCAAAUUGUCGUUUGCAAAAACUAAAACCACCGAUCCGCAGUUCCCCACCCCGCCAUGCUCAUCAUCUUCUCCGACAAUCCUCUCCUCUAGAUCCAACCUCCAAUCUCAAAAAUGUCCCACUUAAAAUCAGAAAGCGACACAAUCCCACUCCAUUCCACCUCCCAAUCUGACAUCGACGAGAUCGAAAAUCUCAUCCACUCUUCCCUCCAUUCCACCCCUUCUUCCGUCCUCCCUGCCGCACACCCUCCUUCCCCUCCUCGUGCAUCUAUCCCUGCUUCUCCUUCUCCUUUCAUCCCAUCCAAUCUCCCUCCUCCUUCCAAACCCACUUCCAUCCCCAUUACCAUUCCCUCUGCUGCUCCUCCUCCUCCUCCUCCCGCCUCUUCCUCCGCUGGGAUCUCCGCUUCUGGGUUCGGGCCCCCGCCCAAUACUCUUACUGAGCCUGUAUGGGAUACGGUGAAGCGAGAUCUAUCUAGGAUUGUUAGUAAUUUGAAGCUUGUUGUUUUUCCUAAUCCUAAUAGGGAAGACCCUGGUAAGGCGUUACGUGAUUGGGAUCUUUGGGGUCCCUUUUUCUUCAUUGUCUUCCUUGGUCUUACCUUGUCUUGGUCCGCUUCCGUCAAGAAGUCAGAGGUGUUUGCUGUUGCAUUCGCCCUUCUUGCUGCUGGUGCUGUAAUUUUGACAUUGAAUGUACUGUUAUUGGGUGGACACAUAAUUUUCUUCCAGAGUUUGAGCCUUCUGGGUUACUGCCUUUUUCCUUUGGACGUUGGAGCUCUCAUCUGCAUGUUGAAGGACAAUGUGAUUCUCAAGCUUGUAGUGGUAUGUGUGACUUUGGCCUGGAGUUCAUGGGCUGCAUAUCCUUUCAUGAGUUCGGCAGUUGGACCAAGGAGAAAAGCUCUGGCACUCUACCCAGUUUUCCUCAUGUAUGUAUCUGUUGGUUUCCUCAUCAUUGCUAUUGAUUAAAGCUGAGGGGCGCUUGUGAGAUAUCAACUGGGGAUGCUGCACCUACAUACUUUCAUGCUGAACUGGUUGUGUAUUCUUCGAACCAAAUCUUGUUGCCCUUAUAGAUCGAUGGAUAACCAAUUUUGUAUAACAUUCUAUAGCUAGUUAUAUGCAAAUCUGGAAGAAGUUUCUGAAUGUUUGAUAGUAAAGCUUGUUAUGUUGAGAUAAUCAUCUGUGUACCGAGAAGAGUUUGGAAUAUGCAUCUGAAGUUUAUUGAUACCAAA